Chenopodium quinoa (quinoa) is the source of this 1476-nucleotide messenger RNA. RefSeq lists its product as uncharacterized. The coding region runs from base 1 to 1476 and encodes 491 amino acids. The transcript has 5 exons. The record is from RefSeq and is a predicted model, not a curated record. NCBI's taxonomy places the organism in Eukaryota, Viridiplantae, Streptophyta, Magnoliopsida, Caryophyllales, Amaranthaceae.
AUGGCCAGAACAAAGCAGAAAACGAGGAGAUAUAGGGCAGAUGGUUCCUUUUACCAUUCGGACAGUGAGACUGUCAACUCUGAUGGCUCCAUUAGGGUGCCUGCUAGUGAAAUUUCUGAGCCCCCCCCAAACCCUUCCUCUGACCUUCCCCAAACUCCAACUUAUUACUCUUCCCCUUCUUCAAGAGGCACCCCCAGUGAUACUAUAUUGCGGGAAGUCGACAGUCAAUACCAGGCCGAGUCUUCAGAACAGGCGCCGGAGGAGAGUCUAGGGGAGGACCCUGCUAGCCCCAGCCGGCAGUCCCCUAGCUCUAGGGAGAGCUCUGAUGACGAUUCGGCCUCGUCAUCUUCUGAAAAUGCCUCCGUUACUUCAGAGGAGGCCAGAGCAAAGAUAAGCACUGCAAGGGAAUCCUUGUUAGUGGAAAAGGGGGAAGGCUGGGCGGAGCCGAGUGCUUCUAGGCGCUUGGAACGCGCCCCCUACUAUCAUCAUGUCCCGCCAAACAAAGCUAUGGAAAAGGUCUCGACAAAAAGGAAGCCGGCUGCUGUCUCUGCAGCAAAAUAUCGCUCGAACAGUGGUUCCACCAGGCCAUCUCCCUCCAAGCAAUCCCAACCCAAAAUUCAGAAAACUAGGGCUGGUGAUGUGAGUGCAUCCGGCAAGAACCGGAAGCACAUUGCUCACAAUCCCAAGAAAGGGGACGGCUCUACUCUCGAAGCUGACAAGGAGGUCAGCAAACCGGAUGCUACUCAGGCAUCGAAGGGUGGCUUUAAGCAACCCAGUACUGCUGUCGGCUCAGCAGGAGAAAAGAGGCGUCACGGGAAGGAGGAGGAGGUUCAGCCGAACGCUACUGUGCAAAGGCCGACUGUCGUUCAGAUGGCCAAGGAGAUGAUGAGGGCGCUUGACCUAGAGGACAAGGCGUCCGUAAGAGGAGUCAGCACCCUUAACUUGGAUGCCAUCUUGGGGAACCUCUGUGAGGUAAAGAAGGACCUGGAUUCGGCUCGCUCCAAAAUCAUUGACCUUAAGGCCGAAAUUAAAGGUCUUAAGGACAAGCUUGAGCCUCUUCAAGAGGCCAAGAAAGAGGCCGAGAAGGCCAAGGAGCGGGUUGGCCGCCUGGAGGUGCGCCUGGUGAACCAGGAGAAGCAGCUGAAGUCCAAGUUCAAGUCCCGAGCUGAGGAGGAGAAGGAGGCCCUUGUUAAACAAAUGAUGGAGGACUAUGAGGCCAUCAUGCGGAUGGCAUGGGAGGCAGUACAGCCGGGUGCUGACUAUAGCACCUGGAAAUCCAUGUUUGAUCAAGAAAAUGAGGAUUUCAAUGUUGAACUUCUUCGCCAAUCUGAAGAGGAGGCAAAAAAGGCUGAUGCUGAGGGCGAAGAGGCCGACUCCUCAUCAGGCUCUUCUGGGGACGAGGAGAAUGAUGAAAAUGCGGAGCAACCGGCAGGUGAUGAUGCGGCUGCCAAUGUUGAUAACUCCCUUGCCCCUUAA